GAAGAGGAAAGUCGAGUUAAGACUGAACAACUUGCUAGCCUAGCUAUGCGCUAAAAGGCUUACAUACAUGUUUCCGUAAUAUUGGCCGCAUAUAGUUAUAUAAUAUUACUUGCUCAUAGUACCUGGGUAUGGCAUGAAAAUAUGUUGUUGACAAAGUAACUCGAACGAUUUCAGUAGCAUAACCUUAGCUAACGCUAUCAGUUUACAUGUACUAACCUACGUAGCUCGCUGUGGUAAAAAACAAAAAACAAAAAACACUUCACUUUGUCAAACCAGCUACAUUGAUCAGCAACUGUGAGUCAGAUAGAGUUUAACAUCGGCGGUGAUGAGUAAUGGACUUCUUGAGGAAGAUAUUUUUGCUGAGAAGAUAGAUCUGCAAUCAAAAUGCUUCACAUGAAAAUUAAGACAGAGAAACAUGAUUCUGAGGGUGCAGGUGCCCGGAAUCGUCUUGAUGCAGUGUUGCAAGGUCUGGUGGAGAAAAGUGACAGUGAGAGAGAUCAGAAUGAAGAUGAUUCUGGAAAAAUGGCAGCUGACUCUUUGAGCAAGGAUUUAUCUCCUUCCUCUGUUGGAAAAAGGCCAUCAUCACGUUUCCCACAACACCGCAGAAAGAAACGAAAAGAGAUGGAUGAUGGCUUAUCUGAGACAAACCCGCACAAGCAAAAUGCAUACGUCAUCAAGCUGUUUGACCGCAGUGUGGAUUUGGCCCAGUUCAGUACGAGCACCUCGCUCUACCCCAUCUGCAGAGCUUGGAUGCGGAACAACCCUUCUGUUCGAGAGAAAACUGCUGCUGCUAGCCCACCUCACAGACUGGGUGAGGAAGAGGUAGCAGACAUGUUAAAUGGCAAAGGUCAGAAUGUAUAUCGCCUUCCACCACCUGCUUCUUGUCCACUUAAUGAGUCAGGUGACCCUGUCAGCUUGAGGAUUCCACCCACUGAGAAACCCACGGCUAGCCAGUCUGCAGAUGGGACAUCAGGGGCUGGUUCUCUCAUGUUGAAACACUGGAAGAAAAUUAGACGAAAGUGGAAAGAAGCUUCUAAUAAGAACCAGCUGAGAUACAGUGAGAGCAUUAAGAUCCUAAAGGAGAUGUAUGAACGCUAGUGGACAUUCUUCAUCUUGAUCAGGAGAUUUCCACUAUGAGCUCUUGAGAAGUGGAGGUUAAAAGGAGACUUGGUUAUGAUGGAAGGAAUGGAGUAAAUGGUGCCGCUGUUGCCAGUGCCAGAAGUUAUUUUAUAAAGGAAAGUCUGUUCAAUGGUUAAUCUUUGGGUUAUUGGCAAUUUGACGUUGGUAUAUGUUGCAAAAGCACAGACAUGAUGCAUUUUCAAUCAGACUAAGUUCUUAAAUGAACAUUUGUUGCGAUGUCGUGUAGGAAAAUGCAGAGUAAAGUAUUUGAUCUCUGGUUGUAAAAUGCGGAGAAAUUACUAAGGAGUGGGGAUGUGAAUGUGUAUAUUCCCAUGCAUGUUUUAAAUAGUUGUUUUGUUGGCCUAUAAACACGUAGGGCCUUUGCAGAUUAGAAAUAAAAAAAGACCUCAUCGCAAAUACAAAGAUAGUGGAUUAUGACGAUUGUGUCAUAAUUGUUUCAAAAUCUUCAGAAUCACAUAAUUGUUAAAACCUGAGCAAGGCUUAGUAGUCUUCCAAAGCAAGCCUAGAGGGACUCUUUACCAACUACAUUUGCUCAACCAUGAUGAAUUUAAAGUAUACUUAUCCUCUCAACCUGAGUCAAGCUUCAGUUGGAAAUCCCAGUGACACAUUUUGAAAUAAGAAACUCCAUUAAAGAAUCAAUAAACAUUAAUAACAUUAGACAGUUACCAUGUUACAGUAUUUGUCACACACAAUAAAUUAUGCCCUUAUGACAAAGUAGUUUGAACCUACAGCACUACCACGGAGCUAGCCAUAGCACUGGGUAUAUUAUGCAAUUGUAUUAUAUUUUAAUUAUUCUGAAUUAAAUUGCCAUGCUAAUAUUGCAGCAGACCAGUGCUAUAUAGAUUUUGUUUAAGAAAAGCCUAAUGCAUAUCUAAAAACUUAGAGCAGGUUCUUGUCAAAACACAAAUAAAAAGGUAUAAAACGUAAAUUCUUAAA
Messenger RNA from Electrophorus electricus (electric eel), 2076 nucleotides. RefSeq names its product protein lin-37 homolog. Gene Ontology annotation, cellular component: transcription repressor complex; Myb complex. Gene Ontology annotation, biological process: negative regulation of transcription by RNA polymerase II. NCBI's taxonomy places the organism in Eukaryota, Metazoa, Chordata, Actinopteri, Gymnotiformes, Gymnotidae. The record is from RefSeq and is a predicted model, not a curated record.